Messenger RNA from Choloepus didactylus (southern two-toed sloth), 3060 nucleotides. It is a transcript of the gene ABI1, whose product is annotated as abl interactor 1. Bases 133 to 1575 code for a protein of 480 amino acids. The record is from RefSeq and is a predicted model, not a curated record. Gene Ontology annotation, cellular component: lamellipodium; intracellular anatomical structure. Gene Ontology annotation, molecular function: SH3 domain binding; cadherin binding. Lineage: Eukaryota; Metazoa; Chordata; Mammalia; Pilosa; Megalonychidae. The transcript has 11 exons.
GUGCGGUCCCACAAUACCAGGCGGGAGGGCGGGCAGGCGGUUCGUAUCCGGGCUGCGAGGGGCGCCGAGCUCCGCCGACCGUGCCGCCGCUGUCUCUUUAACGCGAGAGGAAGCGAUGCGGAGGGGUGGAAAAUGGCAGAGCUGCAGAUGUUACUAGACGAGGAGAUCCCGUCUGGCAAGAGGGCGCUGAUAGAGAGUUACCAGAACCUGACGCGAGUGGCUGACUACUGUGAGAACAACUACAUACAGGCUACAGACAAGAGAAAAGCUUUAGAAGAGACCAAAGCCUACACAACCCAAUCCCUAGCUAGUGUUGCUUAUCAAAUAAAUGCACUGGCCAACAAUGUACUCCAGCUGCUGGACAUCCAAGCCUCUCAGCUUCGGAGAAUGGAGUCUUCCAUCAAUCAUAUCUCACAGACAGUGGACAUUCAUAAAGAGAAGGUGGCUCGAAGAGAGAUUGGUAUUUUGACAACAAAUAAAAAUACAUCAAGAACUCACAAAAUAAUAGCACCUGCAAAUAUGGAGCGUCCUGUGAGGUAUAUCCGGAAACCUAUCGACUAUACAGUUCUGGAUGACGUGGGCCAUGGUGUCAAGUGGCUAAAAGCCAAGCAUGGAAAUAACCAACCUGCAAGAACUGGCACACUGUCGAGAACAAAUCCUCCUACUCAGAAACCACCAAGUCCUCCCAUGUCAGGCCGGGGAACACUGGGACGGAAUACUCCUUACAAAACCCUGGAACCUGUUAAGCCCCCAACAGUUCCUAAUGACUACAUGACGAGUCCUGCUAGGCUGGGAAGUCAGCACAGUCCAGGCAGGACAGCCUCUUUGAAUCAGAGACCGAGGACACACAGUGGAAGUAGUGGAGGAAGUGGAAGCCGGGAGAACAGCGGAAGCAGCAGUAUUGGCAUUCCCAUCGCCGUGCCUACACCUUCCCCGCCCACGGUUGGACCAGCCCCGGGCUCCGCUCCUGGUUCCCAGUGCGGCACAAUGACCAGGCAGAUGUCUCGGCACAGCUCUACCACCUCCUCGGCCUCCUCCGGUGGAUACAGACGGACUCCCUCUGUGACUGCCCAGUUUUCUGCUCAGCCUCAUGUUAACGGAGGUCCACUUUAUUCUCAAAAUUCAAUUUCUAUUGCUCCGCCCCCUCCCCCUAUGCCCCAGUUGACUCCACAGAUUCCUCUCACAGGCUUCGUGGCCAGGGUGCAGGAAAACAUUGCUGAUAGUCCAACUCCACCCCCACCACCUCCACCAGACGACAUUCCCAUGUUUGAUGAUUCUCCACCUCCGCCGCCACCACCCCCAGUGGAUUACGAGGAUGAGGAGGCUGCGGUAGUUCAGUAUAAUGAUCCAUAUGCAGACGGGGAUCCUGCCUGGGCCCCUAAGAAUUACAUUGAGAAAGUUGUUGCAAUAUACGAUUACACAAAAGACAAGGAUGAUGAGCUGUCUUUUAUGGAGGGUGCCAUCAUUUACGUUAUCAAGAAGAACGAUGACGGCUGGUAUGAAGGCGUUUGCAACCGAGUGACUGGUCUGUUCCCUGGGAACUAUGUUGAAUCAAUCAUGCACUAUGCUGAUUAAACUUUUUUGCUUUUAAAGUAGAUUAUUAUUACUCAGUCAUACUGUGGGACUCUUAUGGCUAACAGAAUUGUCUUAAUAUGUUUUAAAAUGUGCCCAUAUUUUCAGGACAUGCUGUUUUAUUGGUAUCUUUGAAUGUCUUCACAUAAGCAUAAAUCUUUGAGGCAGUUUGUGUAUUGCUAAACAGCAUUUUUUUACAAGAGGCUGUCCAGAAGUGAUUAUGCUUAUGUAUUUACUUACUCACUGUUAACUUUAUGACCAGCCUAAAUAUUCUGGGGAAGUGGGGUAUAUAAAUAUUUAAUGAAUCAUGAUUCAGAUUGUCCCAUUACAUCUUUCAGUGCAGCCUGGUUACUAACACUGUCAGACUAAUAUUAAAAUGCUGGUGCUGGUCAUACUUUUCAUUUAGAUUCUUUCAUUCUAUAACUAUACUGUUUGUUUAAAGCAUGCAGACAAAUUUAUGUAUUGAAAUAUACUUAAAAAAAUCCAAGAUGCUUCCAAUUUGUUAAUAUUUUACCUGGCGUACUCAUCCUUGUCUCUAAACAAAUCGAGUCUCUAAGAUCUCCAUGUGAAACAAAACAAACAAAAAAGGGUGAUCUGUAAUGUUGUAAUUUGUAUCUAAGUUUUUUAAUGAGUGAAUUUGAAUUAUAAUUUUUUUCCAUUCAUAAAUACGUAAGUGAACCAAAGGUCUUUGUCCUUUCCUUCACUGGUUUGAUUUAAAAAUAAAUAAAUAAAUAAAAGAUACUGAUUUAUUGCAGAAUUAUCGUUCUAUUUUUCUCAAUAUAUUGACUUUGCAAAACAUUUUAACCUUAUCUCAAUCUGUCCCAACAGCAACAUGACUGAUUAUUGCAGAUUUACAAUCUGACUUACAAGUCAAUCUACUGAAUCCCUUUUUAAAUAACUUUUUCAAAGCUAAGAAAAUGAGUCAAAAGUAUGCAUAUUCAUUUUGUAGGUAAAAUUCUUAAGGAUUGCUAUUUUAAUUCUUGCGUUUUACAGUGGACUGUUGUAUACUGGUUCAUUGAAAGGAAAUUAUAAGUGCAUAUUGCUUUUGUAAAAGUGGAUGCAGCUGAUUUUUGAAUAGGCACUAUUUAAUCCAUUGUCUGGCACUGGCAGUGAAAAAAGAUUUUGACAGAAAAUAAUUGGGAAGGAAGGUGGGCCAUGUAUUAACCAGUGAACAGGGAUAUGCCUAACCAACAGAUUUUGUCUUGUCAUUGGACAUAAUUGAAAUGCAACACAUGCACUUUGUGUGUCUCCUCUUAAUUUAAGGGAGGGUUAGAGGGAUGUUUUUUCUAUCUUGUGUAUAAUUCUGUAUUGCUUAGGAUAUUACAGUGGAGCACUCCUACGUGGGUUUCUGUGUAUUGAGGAUUUGUUUGGAUUUCAAAUUAUGUUUAUGUACUGGGUGUUAUAUAGACUUCUAACAGCAUAGUGAAUGGUAUAAGAAUAGUAGAAAACAUUUAUUUCUGAAAAUUAAAGACCAUUAUUGCUACCAAA